Bombina bombina (fire-bellied toad) is the source of this 1236-nucleotide messenger RNA. RefSeq names its product guanine nucleotide-binding protein G(i) subunit alpha-1-like. Gene Ontology annotation, molecular function: guanyl nucleotide binding; G-protein beta/gamma-subunit complex binding; G protein-coupled receptor binding. Gene Ontology annotation, cellular component: heterotrimeric G-protein complex. The transcript has 3 exons. The record is from RefSeq and is a predicted model, not a curated record. NCBI's taxonomy places the organism in Eukaryota, Metazoa, Chordata, Amphibia, Anura, Bombinatoridae. Bases 141 to 1160 code for a protein of 339 amino acids. Gene Ontology annotation, biological process: adenylate cyclase-modulating G protein-coupled receptor signaling pathway.
CAUAACAGAGCGGAUAAGGGAGUCUUCUAGACAUAACAGCUGCAAAGAAUCAGAAAGAAAGCUGGGUCUGUUUUAAGGACAGUAAAAUCAUCUACUGUUUGGGGUACAUUCAUUUAUCUGAUACAGGUAGUGUUUCUACCAUGAGCUGUAGACAGAGUUCCAAAAACAGAUCCAGAAGUAAAAAGAUUGAUCAAUAUCUGCAGCAAGAAAAAAAGAGACUUCGGAGAGAAGUGAAAGUGUUGCUGCUUGGUACCAGGGAGUCUGGGAAAAGCACUAUCAUGAAGCAGAUGAAGAUUAUCUAUGAGGGGGACUACUCAGAGGAGGAACGCAGACAGUACAGAGCAGCUGUAUACAGUGACACCAUACAGUAUAUCACUGAUAUUGUAAGUGCCAUGGAGAGCCUGGGCAUUGGUUUUGGAGAUGUGGCCAGAGCUGAUGAUGCCAGGCAGCUGGCAGUGUUUGCCAGAGGUGCAGAGAAAGGGGUAAUGUCUGAGGAGCUGGCUGGUGUUAUAAAGAGACUGUGGGAAGAUGUGGGGGUGCAGACUUGCUUUAGUCACUCUCCUCAAUACAAACACAAUAAUUCUGCCUCGUAUUUUCUUAAUGAUCUGGACAGGAUCUGUCAAUCAGAUUAUAUCCCUACCCAGAAGGAUGUGCUAUGUACCAGAGACAAAACCACAUGCUUCACGGAAGUAAAUAUCCCGUACAUGGACAUAAAUAUUACACUUGUAGACCCAGGACAGCACAGAACAAAUUUUAAGAAAUGGAUUCAUUGCUUCAGUGAAGUUAUUUCUAUCAUUUUCUGUGUGGACAUUAAUGACUAUGAACAACUGCUAGAUAAGAAUCAUGAGAAAACAAAAUUGUUGGACAGCAUCUUGGUUGCCACAAACACUCCAGUUAUAAUUUUUUUCAAUAAGAAGGAUCAAUUUAAGCACUCAGGCUCUAUUACAUAUGACCAUAUUCACAAGCAGGUUUUGCACGAGGAACUGAAUAAUCCCAAAUAUUUGAUCUUCGGGUUUUUUUCAUGUGCCCAAGACACUCAAAACAUGAGGAAUGUAAGCAAAUCGUUGUGGUCCGUCAUUUUCAGUCCUUUUGUGAUAAACUUUCUGUUCACGAGAGACACAAAGUACUGUACUGGAGCCAAUCGGAAGCCAAGGGAUUAAGUACUAGUAAAUGUGAUAUUGAAGUAAACCAUGUUAUAAAACACUGAAAUAAAGGGAUAUAUUAUGUUAUAAUAAA